AUGAAAGAGAACGUAUUCGAGAACAACGUUGCGCAAUUGGCGCACUACAUCCGCCAUAAGUGCACCAAUGUUCGCACUGAACGAGUAGACGGCAAGACGGUGAUCUUUGCUCUGGCGUGCCGAGACAACAUACAGCUCGAGAUCGUUGUUUUUUUCCACCAGACAUACGCGGCACCCUUGCUGACGUUCCGCAUGUGGCAGCUGCAAAUUUUGGACGACAUCGAGACUCGCAGUCUCGUUUUCGAUCAGACCCUGAUAGAGAAGCUCCUCACCCGCGAGGGUUCACUAAGAGUCGAUCGACGCGUGGACCCUGUGAUCACGAUAGUGGACCAUCCUGUGCUGGGAAAGCCGUUCUACCAGCUGCAUCCGUGUCAGAGUGCUCAGUUACUGGAGGAUGUUGGCUUGCAGGGUCCAGAUUCGCUCGAAUUUUGGUGGAAUUUCUAUUCGUCGGUGCUGAUAUGA
This is a messenger RNA of Ogataea parapolymorpha DL-1, 462 nucleotides long. Its product is annotated as Ubiquitin-like-conjugating enzyme ATG10. Lineage: Eukaryota; Fungi; Ascomycota; Pichiomycetes; Pichiales; Pichiaceae. Gene Ontology annotation, molecular function: ubiquitin-like protein transferase activity. The transcript has 2 exons. The record is from RefSeq and is a predicted model, not a curated record. Bases 1 to 462 code for a protein of 153 amino acids.